UGUGAUUGUUUAAAGUGUUCGAAACAUUCCAAAUGUAGGUGCAGUUCAUGUACUGAAUAUUUCUGAUGUGAAAUCCAAGAAACCAAAGUGUCGGAAUUAUAUCAAGUGGACAAGUUGUUCGAGAACGACGGCGAGAGUAACAGGGAAUUGUGUGAAGUUUUCCACCAUAGGCUACCGCCAUCCUGUAUAAAUCGAACUCGUCAUUGUGGCUUUCUUAAACUGGAGAUAGUGUAAUCGUGUGCGAGUUUGUUUGGAACAGUUACCAUUUACUAGUGCGCAAAACUACAUCAGUCGGACAAAACGGAGGCGCCUGGAAUCAUCAACAAGAUGGGCGACCACGGCCCUGAUAUGAACACGCUGGAAACAGAUUAUGUUGUGCUCAUUUCAGUGGUACCGGCCGUUCUGGGCUUGACGGCGGCCGCCAUAUUGGCUGUUACCGCCUGCUUCUGUGCCAGACGCUUCCGGCGGCAGCAUAAGAAAACUAGUAACGAGGCUUCGUCCUUGCCGUUCCAACCACCGCGUCCGCCGAAAGCGGUCCGUUCCCCGAGUGGUCAACCACCACAAUAUCUGAAGAAGUCACCGUCACCGACUAGCAUCAAGCCACUACCGGGCCACUUGCCGGCUCAAUCGCCGACCGAGCAACCGACCGUCCUGACCACUACGACGACCGUGGUUCCGCCGACCAAGUAUACCGAGGAGAACGAGCUAAUUCCGAAGAAUGCGCAGUUGGAACCGAAAUCACCAGAUGUAUCGGAGCUAGGAGAGUCGACUGGGGAGCACGGUGAGAUUGAGAACGGCAAGCUUGGAACGAUUGUUUUCAAGCUGCGCUAUCUGGCCGAUCGAAGCGCCUUGGUCGUGUCGGUCGUUCGCUGCCGCGGAUUACCCGGAAAGAAUCACAACUCGAUGACCGCUGAUUUGAGUGCUUUGUCGACCGGCUCUCUGUGUAAUGGCUCCGCAAAUGGCAAGCAAACGGCCACCGAUCCGUACGUUAAGUUACAGCUGCUGCCUGAGAAGCAGCAUAAGGUGAAAACAAGAGUCCUGCGCAACACACGCAAUCCGGUGUACGAUGAAGAUUUUACCUUCUACGGCUUGACGCUGAGUGAGCUGUCCGGUAUGUCUCUUCACUUCGUGGUGCUGAGCUUUGAUAGGUACAGCCGCGACGAUGUUAUCGGAGAGGUGGUUUGCCCUCUGAACGGAAUCGACUUGCAGCAGAUCGAGAAUCAACAGGUUGCGCUGAGCCGUGAAAUACAGCCUCGUAGCUUGAAAAUACGCGCUCAGGGACGCGGUGAGCUGCUGAUUUCGCUUUGCUGGCAACCGGCCGCCGCCCGGCUGACCGUGGUAUUGCUUAAGGCACGCAAUCUCCCCCGGAUGGAUGUUACCGGACUGGCAGAUCCGUACGUUAAGAUCUAUCUUCUGUACAAUGGACAACGGAUUGCCAAGAAGAAGACACAUGUCAAGAAACGAACGCUCAGUCCGGUUUUCAACGAGAGCUUUGCAUUCGACAUCCCAACGACCGAAGGUGCGGGCACCUCGCUGGAGGGAGUUUCGCUCGAACUGAUGCUGCUGGACUGGGACCGUGUCACGAAAAACGAGGUUAUUGGCCGCCUAGAACUGGGUGGACCGCGAAGCAACGGGUCGGCUUUGAACCACUGGAAGGAAGUUUGUAACUCUCCCCGUCGUCAGAUUGCGGACUGGCAUAAACUUCGCGAGUAAACCUCCGAUCGGUUCGUGUCGGAAUAAUGAUUCCGGGGGGUUAUUAUGAUAUGUUGCAAUAUGAAACUAUAUAGUCCUCCCCGGAAACUGCUCGCGUCAGUAUCCUUUCGUACACUCUGACUUUAGUGAGAAAUCACUACAAAUUGCUGCAAAAUAUGUUGUUAUGGGGGCACAUCUGGUGGUCAAGGAUAUUUUAUGCAAAAAAUUAAAGCUAUAAAAACACGAGAGAGCAUACUUAUAAAAAACCAUAUAGAACCAUUUCAUUGACGCAUCCAGUACAGUAGAGUGCAACUCAAAGGGCAUUUCGAUUGCGAGAGUAAAAAUAUAACUACGCACGUUGUGGAACUUAAACAUCCAAAAGCAAUUAAGCACCCAAAGAAAUACAUUGCAGGAAACAAAAAAACGUCACAUUAAAAUCACAACCAACCACAUCGGUUACCACGCGAAUAGGGAAAACGAACCGGAAAUCUCUAACACUUCAUGCUGCUAAACUGAAUUGUAGUGAAACGAGCUUUCGAUGGCUAUCGUAGAUGCUAACCCAACAUCGCUGCGAAGAGAACUCAUGCACGCAUUGUGGAAGAGGUACCGCCGAACAGUACAGGCAAUAGAGGCAGUAAGCAGAUUGAUAUUCGUCGCAAAAAAGUAAAAUAAUAGAAACCAAAAUAACCCACACAUCCAACUGAUAAAGGCACUUAGUAGGGAUAACGGAACAUUGUCGCUCCUUUUCUACUAGGGCUUUGAUUUUGAGCUGCGAAGGCAACUUUGUGGAAUUGACCCGAAAAUGAACAUAAUUUUGGUCUCUGCAGAGUUGGAUCAAGUGAGUCGUUUCAAAGAGCUUUCGGAUUGCAGGCACUUUUCUCCCCCACUUUUAUCCUGUCUGUCUUGUGUAGUACGUUAGAGAGUUUGGACACCAUAUACUCAAUAAUGCCUUUGCAAAGGAACCUAUUAUCUGGAACAACUAGGAUGAGUGUUGGCGAAUGCUAUCCUGUGAGCUGUGCUUCAGUAGAAAUCAUAAAACUUUGCCUAUUUUGUGCAAGAAAUAUGAUAUUCUCUUGACUAAACAGAACAUAGAAAAGAGUAAAUAUAAUCAAAUAUAAAUUUACAAAUGACAUGGAAAAAAUCCUUCGCAAAAUGCCCUAACCCAAAUGUACUGCAUCCGUGAUGAGGCCCUUGCACUAACUUUACCUAAAUUUUCUGUAGGGAUAAUUUGGAACGUAGCCACCUAAUACCUGAUAUAAACAAAACAAAGACAGUAUUUGUAGCCAGUAUAUACAAAUGCCGAAUGAAGUGUUGUUUCUAAAACGAAAAAAAAAAAUCGCAACGGAUGGAUAAAGGAAGAUGGUUGGUAGGAUUAAACACGGGUUUCGAAUAUGAAAAAGAAGCGAAACAUAACGGUCUAAGCUGUUGGAAUGGUACCGACUUAAAAAAGGUAAAGCAAGUGUUUGUGAGUUGUAUAUUAGAAAUAUUCUUAAAUUCCUGUUCGUUGUUUUGGUUUACCCUUGUUUAGUAUUGCUCAGUUGCAGCAUUAAACUGCAUUACGCUAUUAAUUCUUUGGCGUUAAUGUAAAUAAUUCUGUCAGUGAUUAAUUAUCGUAGCAAAGGAUCUUUAAUUUUCCUAUGCUUUAUAUUAUUUUCUAUUUACUCACGCGUACAAACUUUGGAUAGGCGCAAAUCAAAUACCGUAGUAGCGUGCUGUGACUAAGUUAGAGCAUUUGUAUUUAUCGAUUAGUGAUAGUUUUCAGUUAAUGGAGUCGUCGGAUAGGAGGAAUGCAUCUGGAGAGCAAACGUAGUGCAGUAAGUUACAGAUACAGACUUUAUCGAGGCUUUCGGUUCAUCAGUAAAAUCAAACAGGAUGAUUGGUUUCGUUUGUCGAGGAUCGUGAAGCAAGAAUAAAAUCUCAGCUAGACAAAACAAGGUAAUGCAUAAUCUCUGAAAAACAUAAAAUGUGUACCGCGUAGAUAUAAGCCAUUUGACGGAAUGUAUAACCAUCGAAAGUUAAUUAUCGGAGUAGUCUUGACAAGUGACACCACCAGAGAAGAAGAGAAGUGAAGUUCUACCCAAAAUUUAUUGUUGAUCGGUUUUCUAUGUUUGUUCCCAAUUGGUGAUCGGUUAACUAUCGACGCAACUAAGAUAACCAACCAAUAGCUUGGCUCCUUAGCAUCCUCAGUCGCUUAGUUCUGCGUUCUUAGUAUCCACGCGUUAUUUUGCAACAGAUCUCCAGAGAAAGACUAGCGCAUUGAUUGAAUCAAUCGCAUGGCUAUCAACUGCACGCUACGAGGCAACUGCAAAAUCGCUAGUAGAGUCGAUUUCACCGAUAGUUCUGCAGUGUGUGUGUAUAUACAUAACAAAGCUAUACUCUAUUUUAUGUUAUGAAAUCAGUACAAUAUAAAGUGGUAUAAUAAAAUCCUAA
Messenger RNA from Anopheles cruzii, 4122 nucleotides. RefSeq names its product synaptotagmin-4 (gene Syt4). Gene Ontology annotation, cellular component: axon; synapse; membrane. Gene Ontology annotation, biological process: regulation of dopamine secretion; calcium-ion regulated exocytosis; regulation of calcium ion-dependent exocytosis. Bases 328 to 1713 code for a protein of 461 amino acids. Gene Ontology annotation, molecular function: SNARE binding; phosphatidylserine binding; clathrin binding. NCBI's taxonomy places the organism in Eukaryota, Metazoa, Arthropoda, Insecta, Diptera, Culicidae. The transcript has 3 exons. The record is from RefSeq and is a predicted model, not a curated record.